AUGGAGUGUUUUCAAUCUUCGUGUCCAAAUCUGAGCGCAGGAGCGGUGAAUCAGUAUUUGUCGCUGCUCUUCAACUAUCUCAGCAUCGCUCAAUGUUCGCUCGCGACUCCGGAAAUUUGGCCCAGAGAUUUCGGAGACUUCGCCAUUAGAAAAGGGUUCGAGGAGUACGAUUUCAUCGUCGUGGGCGCAGGAUCUGCAGGAUCGGUCGUUGCCAAUCGUCUGAGUGAGAAUCCGGACUGGAACGUUCUGCUCUUGGAAGCUGGCGGCGAUCCGCCGAUUGAAUCAAUCAUACCGGCAUUGUUUUCUUCAAUGUUGGACACAAAAUAUGACUGGAACCUUCCAAUAGAACAAUCGGACAAUUAUAGCCAAUAUAUUGUUAAUGGAGGAACUUUGGCGAGAGGAAAAAUGUUAGGUGGUUCAAGUGCAAUGAACAGUAUGGCGUACAUAAGAGGAAAUGAGCAGAAUUUUAACACUUGGGAAGCGAUCGGGAACCCAACUUGGGGUUGGGAAGACGUCUUAGAAUACUUCAAGAAAUCAGAAAACAACCAAGACUUCAAUGGAUUCUAUCACUCACAAGACGGUCCAUUAUCUGUGGAGCUUUUCACAAAUAAUGACACCAUGAAUAGUAUUAUCACUGAAGCAGCGCAAGAAAUGGGCUUCAAAAUCAUUCCGGAUAUCAAUGCCGAUGAGCACGUUGGAUUCACCGAUUGCCAAGGAACUGUGCGAUCGGGAGUGAGAGACAGCACGGCAACGGCGUUUCUGAACCCAAUCAAAGACAGACCGAAUCUUCACGUUGUGAAACACGCGCACGUUUACAAUCUGGAGAUCGACGAAAACGGCGCAGUUUCCGGAGUUACAAUGAACUUGAGAGGACAGAAGAUCCUGAAAGCCUUCGCGAAGAAGGAAGUGAUUCUAAGUGCUGGAAGUAUAGGUUCGCCUCAAAUCCUAAUGUUGUCCGGAAUCGGACCUUCGCUUCAUCUGCAAAACUUGGGAAUUCCAGUGAUUCUCGACCUUCCAGUCGGCAAGAACCUGCAAGAUCACACAAUGGUUAUGCUUGCUUUCAAGAUUCAUAAGUCUACGGCUGUUCCUGUUCCUGAAACUGAAGCACUUCUGAAUUUUUUCCAAUACUUGAUGCAACAUACUGGAUCUUUGGCUUCAAUUGGAAUUUUGCAAUUAAUGGGCUUUGUUAAUGUUCAUGACCCACUCGGGAAAAAUGAAGUUGAACUUAUCGCUAUUCCGAUUCCCGAAUGCGAUGCUUGGGGCUUCAAUUCUGACGAAUAUUGGGCUUGUUAUUGCAAGUACAUAGUUAUUAGUGGUUCACAUCCAGUCGGCACUGUGAAAAUGGGUCCUGAUUCAGAUCCUGGCGCGGUUGUCGAUUACAGAUUGCGAAUCAAAGGCGCCAAAGGCUUGAGAGUCAUCGACGCGAGCAUUAUGCCUUUAAUCACGAGCGGAAACACAAACGCGCCCACAAUUAUGAUCGCGGAGAAAGCUUCAGAUUUCGUGAAGGAAGACUGGAACAUAACGGAUUGA
Molecule: messenger RNA, 1530 nt
Organism: Phlebotomus argentipes
Lineage: Eukaryota; Metazoa; Arthropoda; Insecta; Diptera; Psychodidae
Product: glucose dehydrogenase [FAD, quinone]-like
Exons: 4
Coding region: 1-1530 (509 amino acids)
Molecular function (GO): ecdysone oxidase activity; flavin adenine dinucleotide binding
Source: RefSeq, a predicted model, not a curated record